UUUGUGUUACAAAGUAACGAUAAGCAACUCGAUUAACUAACAAAAUACCUAAACUCAAUAACUUGCACCAGAUGCACCGACACAACAGAGCUUCAAACUCAACCGGUUCAUAAUCGCAGUUUUAGAACUGCCUACAGAAUAACCAGCACAAUGGCGGCAGACACACCACCAGCCCUGCCAUCCGCACAACAACAAGACGACAAAACCGAUCAAUUCCCCCUCCCCACCAUCCUAACAUACCCCUCGUCCACCCCGCCAACCCUCAUCACCCAAGGUGCCGAAGCACGCCUCUACAAAACAACCUACCUCCUCCCAUCCCUCCCCGCAGCGCUCAAAUACCGCCCGCCCAAACCAUGGCGCCACCCCGCCCUCGACGCACGCCUGACGCGCCACCGCAUCCUAGCCGAAGCUCGGGUCCUAGCGCGGUGCCGACGCGCGGGCGUCCCCGUCCCCGCCGUAUACGCGGUCGACGAGGCAGCCGGGUGGUUGGCCAUGGAGUGGGUGGGGGGGCCGCCCGCGCGCGCCGCGAUUAACGAGUGGUUGCGGCGGAGGAAGGAAGCCGAGAACGCUAGGGGGAACGAAGGGGAUGCUGUUCCGGUUACGGGCGAGAAAGAGGAAGAUGCGGAUUUGGUGGCGCUGAUGCGGAGGAUAGGAAGUGCGGUGGGACGGAUGCAUGGCGUGGGUGUUGUACAUGGUGAUUUGACGACGAGUAAUAUGAUGUUGCGGCCGUGGGAGAAGGGUCGGGAGCCGGCGAAUGGGCACGCAGGAGACGGUGGUGGUGAUGGAUUACUGGAUGGUGAUAUUGUGAUUAUCGAUUUUGGUCUUGCGAGCCAGAGCACGUCUGAUGAAGACCGCGCCGUCGACUUAUAUGUUCUGGAGAGAGCGUUUGCCAGCACGCACUCUCGCGCGGAAGGGUUAUUUACGGCUGUGCUGGAGAGCUCGUAUAAAGAGACUUUCAAGCAAGCGCCUGUAGUCUUGAAAAAGCUCGAGGAGGUUAGGAUGAGAGGACGUAAGAGGAGUAUGAUAGGAUAAAGCCACGAAUUAAUUAUAUUCGGCGAGUAAUUUGAUGCCAAUGAAUGCUAUUGGGGGAUCGAAUUUGGUGUGUUCGCUCUGAAGAUAGAUGCAUAAUUACUACACACUCUAGACUUGUGUAGUUCUGUGUUCAUGAUCUA
This is a messenger RNA of Daldinia loculata, 1172 nucleotides long. Its product is annotated as kinase-like protein. Gene Ontology annotation, biological process: protein phosphorylation. The transcript has a single exon. Gene Ontology annotation, molecular function: protein serine/threonine kinase activity; ATP binding. Gene Ontology annotation, cellular component: EKC/KEOPS complex; nucleus; cytosol. NCBI's taxonomy places the organism in Eukaryota, Fungi, Ascomycota, Sordariomycetes, Xylariales, Hypoxylaceae. Bases 151 to 1032 code for a protein of 293 amino acids. The record is from RefSeq and is a predicted model, not a curated record.